CCUCAUUAUUUAGAUUAGGAGCCGCCCUUUCCAAUUGAAAUCUAAAAAAAAAUAUUAAAAACUCACCAUUGUUGCUAAAGCUCCAAACAAUUGAUGGCCGUGAUGCAUUUUACUUAUUCAUUUUAUAAGAUUGCAUCUUGAUUGGAGGAGCAUGAUCGAUCCGAGAAAGCGAUGGUGGAAGAAGUGGCAUAGUUUGGAGCAAAGGUUCAGGUUCACACGUGUUCCCGUAAACAGGGCGAGUUUGAUGGAUGGAUGGACCAGUGCUUGGCAGAAUGCAGGAGCAAGGGGUUUGCUAUGACGGGAUCCAUUUCCGAUGUGUUCUCUGGAUCCGAACGUGAGAAGCUGAUGAAAACGAUCUCCUCUAUGUUUGCCGGCAAUCUCAAUAUCCUCCCCUAUUGCUCGAUGCUCAACGCCCAACGCUACCGUCAAUUCAUAACUUCGAUUGUAAUGGGCUGAGCCGUCGUCGAUUCAUAAACACGAAUCUUCGUUUAAUCCUCGGUGCCACCGUUUUCGUGCAACAUGAAUUGAUUCACAACUCCGAUUGAUUGGUGUCGCCGUCGAUUCACAAACACAAAAGGUUUGGUUGAGUUGGCUCAUCAAUUAGCAAUCGACGACCGACGACGACCAUCUAACUUCUCUAUUUGCAUGAAGUCAAUCUGAAUCUCCCAGAAAUGAUCAACCAACUCAACAAAUUAUCCACUUCACUGAAGCCUGCUGUCCACUCGCUUUGUGGCUUGGGAAGAUUGCAAGAUGCUCUGAAGCUCAUCUUCUCUAAUCCAACUCAAUCAGAGCGUUCUCUGUACUCAACAGUUUUGCAGCUAUGCAUCGAGAGAAAAGCCAAUGAAGAAGGCCGUUUGGUUCACGGCCGUCUCAUAACAAACGGAUUUCAUUCAAGCUCGUAUUUGAACACGCAGCUGAUCAUUUUGUACUUGAAGCUCGGCGACAUAGGCACCUCUCGCAUGGUGUUUGAUAGAAUGCCUGAGAGGAGUGUGGUUGCUUGGACAGCUUUGGUCUCUGGAUAUACUCAAAACGGAUACCCAGAGGAAGCUUUUGUAGUGUUCUCAGCGAUGCAUAGGGCAGGUGUUAUGGCUAAUCAGUUUACAUAUGGGAGCGCUUUGAGGGGGUGUUCUAGUAUGGGGUGCUUGAAUAGAGGAGUGCAAAUUCAGGGAUGUAUUCAAAAGAGUAGAUUUGUUCACAAUCUCUUUGUGCAGAGUGCAUUGAUAGAUUUGCAUUCGAAGUGUGGAAAAAUGGAGGAUGCUUGCUACAUCUUUGAUUCAAUGUUAGAGAGGGAUCUUGUUUCUUGGAAUGCAAUGAUUGGUGGGUAUGCGGUUCAGGGUUUUGUAGAUGAUGCAUUUCUGUUGUUCCGUUCACUGCUGAGAGGAGGCAUGCUGCCUGAUUGCUUUACCUUGGCUAGUGUUAUCAAAGCUGCUGAGGGAGAAAGUGGAUUGGUCAAGGUCAUCCAAAUACAUGGAUUCAUUGUCCAACUGGGUUUUGGUUCACACAAUGUUUUGACUGGAUCACUGAUUGAUGCUUAUGCAAAAUGUGGGAGUGUUAGGAUUGCAGAUCAUGUUUACAGGAGUAUGCUUAAAAAAGAUACAGUAUCUUGCACCGCAUUGAUCACUGGAUAUGCUCGUGAAGGUAUCUAUAGUAGAGGUAUCUUUGAUCUCUUCAAGGAAAUACAUCAGUUGUGUAUGGGAGUUGACAAUAUUAUGCUUUGCUCUGUACUUAAUAUAUGUGCCAAUAUGGCAUUUCUGGACUUGGGAAGGCAAAUUCAUGCCUUGGUAUUGAAGUGUCAGUCCAUUCAUGAUUUGGCCAUGGAUAAUGCUCUAAUUGAUAUGUACUCAAAAUCUGGAGAAAUUGGAGACGCUGAACGUGUUUUCUGUGAGAUGGAGAAGAAAAAUGUUGUCUCAUGGACAUCUCUGAUUGGUGGAUUUGGGAAGCAUGGUUAUGGGCUCAAGGCAAUUUCCCUAUUCAAGAAGAUGGAAUAUGAAAAAGUGAAGCCAAAUGACGUGACAUUCCUGACUCUUCUCUUUGCUUGCAGUCAUGCUGGUUUGACUAAUGAAGGAUGGGAAUGCUUCAAUGACAUGAUUAGCAAAUACAACAUCUUGCCAAGAGCUGAGCACUAUUGUUGUGUGGUGGACCUCCUUGCACGUGGAGGGCAGCUAGAAGAAGCUUAUAAUCUAAUAAGGCAGAUGAAUAUUAAGCCCAAUGCCUCACUUUGGGGGGCCAUCCUUGGAGCAUGUAGCAUCCAUGGUGACCUAUCUCUUGGAGAAGUAGCAGCUAGGCAUUUGUUUAAUAUAAACCCAAGGAAGUCAGUCAGCUAUGUGGUUUUAGCAAGCAUAUAUGCUACAGCUGGCUUUUGGGACAGUGUUUGGAGCACAAGGAAAUUAAUAAAGAAGAGAAGGCUUAAAAAGGAUCCUGGAUACAGCCUUUCUUGGUCUGCAUAUACAAGACUGGCUCUUUUGCAGCCAAGUUGAAAUACUAAAAUUACUUGGAGAAGCUUGGUUUUCCAGAUGAUAGAGUUCUUUGGAUGCUCUUUGGCUUGUGUCAAUACCUAUUGACAAGGUUAAGCAGAACAUGACUUUUAUAUUGCCAUUUGACACAAUGCAAUUAUCAACCAUUGUGAUCCUUGAUCACUGAUUGAGGAGCUAGAAUUCAUGUAGCCAACUCCACCUAGUGGGAUUAAGGCUUAAUUUGUUGUUGUUAUGGUCCUUAAUCCCUUGGUUUUGCUGUCCUCUAUGAUUUGGCUCUUUUCUGGCAAACCCAUGAGUUCUUCUGGCUGGAAAUGCAGGCAUUGGCAAUUAUUUAGUGCCACUCAAUGAAUGUUUCUGAUCAGUUGACAGAGAACUACAAAAUUGUAAAAGGUGUCACGUUAUUGACAGAACCUGAAAAGGAGAAUGUGCAUACACAAUUCCUGAGCACUUUGGAUACCAGUUUCUUGAUGAAGGUUUCUUUCUUUAUACGAUAUUCGGUCCAUUUUCUUCAACAAAGUGCUGCAAGAAAGCAACAUACCAUUUCAAUUGGAUUCGAUUUCUACCAAUUGGCAGUGGCAUUGCUUGUUUUGCAUCCUUGGCAGGGACCCAACAUCAAUGCUCUGCUGGCCCAGCAGCCUCUGUUGCUUUGCAUAAUCAGUGAAGAGAAGAGAACCAAAUAGAGUGGACCUCCAGAAUUAAGAUGCUGAAGCUAAGGAGGAAGUCCAUGUUCUGACAGACUUGCAUCCUUUUUUUAAGCAGCACCAAAAGAUGCCCUUUAUUUCUCUAUGCUGUUUUUGGCUCCCAAGAUGUAGGUAAUAUUUGAUUGCCAAUGUACAGGAAAGGGUCUUAGCCCUGUUGGAUUCAUGGCCUCGUACUAGAUCAGAUUAUUAUCUUAGGAGCUUGUAUGCAUUCUCCUUGCUGCUCUUUCUUUUCUUGCUUAAUGUUCAUGGGCACCAAUCCUCUAUGUAUUGGAUUCAUUGAAGUUAUGAAGCAUGGAUUAUUUGAAA
Molecule: messenger RNA, 3481 nt
Organism: Diospyros lotus (date-plum)
Lineage: Eukaryota; Viridiplantae; Streptophyta; Magnoliopsida; Ericales; Ebenaceae
Product: pentatricopeptide repeat-containing protein At3g20730
Exons: 6
Coding region: 672-2477 (601 amino acids)
Biological process (GO): RNA modification
Molecular function (GO): RNA binding; protein binding
Source: RefSeq, a predicted model, not a curated record